This is a messenger RNA of Bubalus bubalis (water buffalo), 756 nucleotides long. Its product is annotated as small integral membrane protein 20. Bases 84 to 287 code for a protein of 67 amino acids. The record is from RefSeq and is a predicted model, not a curated record. The transcript has a single exon. Gene Ontology annotation, cellular component: mitochondrial inner membrane. Gene Ontology annotation, biological process: mitochondrial respiratory chain complex IV assembly. NCBI's taxonomy places the organism in Eukaryota, Metazoa, Chordata, Mammalia, Artiodactyla, Bovidae.
AGCGGGGUUACGGCCCAGCCGGUGAGAGCCGGGUUUGGAGAGUCCCGGGCACUCGGAGAAUCCGGGUAGCCCCGGCUGGAGCCAUGUCCCGGAACCUGCGCACUGCUCUCAUUUUCGGCGGCUUCAUCUCCCUGAUCGGCGCCGCCUUCUACCCCAUCUACUUCCGGCCCUUAAUGCGGCUGGAGGAGUACAAGAAGGAACAAGUCAUAAAUCGAGCUGGUAUUGUUCAAGAAGACGUGCAGCCACCAGGGUUGAAAGUGUGGUCGGAUCCAUUUGGCCGGAAAUGAGAAGACUAACACCACCUCUAAUUAUGAAAGUAGACAAGAGACUUCAUGCUUUCAGUUCUGCAGCAAGUUCAAUAAGUCACCUGGCUAGAGAACGCUGGCUGGAGCAGAAAACUCUGGAAGGCCAUAAAAAGUCCUAUGCAUGAGGAGUACGUCCCUUCUUAAAAGGACCCUGGAACAAAUCAUACUAUUAGGAGGGUUUCCAUGAUUUGGUUUCCUUUCUAAAAAUGAAGCUGUCUCACUCAGCUGGACUUGAAGGCUAUCUACGUAUUAUUCAGUCUCUACCUCUUAGCCAGCCAAGCUGUGAUAUGAAUACAAGCAACUAGUAGACUGGGGAAGAUUCUAGACUGUUUUGCCAUCCUCCAAAUAGGAAAUUUCAGGGGAAAACUACCAUAUUGAGCAGCCUCAUAGGGCUCUUUGAAAAUGUUAAAGUUGAUAAAACUCUUUGAGGACAAGGUACAUUGUACUCUUU